ACUGACUGCUUCUUCAUCAUGGAUGCACAACACAUAAGGAUGGCCCUGCUGGGGAAAACUGGAGCUGGGAAAAGCAGCUUGGGCCAAAUGAUACUUGGAGAGCCUGUGUUUAAGAUCGAUGAUAGUGCAAACUCUGGAACAAGUAAAUGUCAGAAAGAAACCAGACAAGUUGGUGGAGGAUCCAUCACUGUGAUUGAUACUCCUGGUUUCUUUGACAAUCGCAGGUCUGACGAUAAGCUGAAGUCUGAGAUGAUAGAUUCUCUCAUAGAGUGCUCUGAUGGGCUUGAUGCUUUCCUCAUUUUACUUAAAGUUGAGAAAUUCACUGAGCAUGAGAACGAGGUUGUUUCCAGGAUAACAGGGUAUUUUUCCGAGGAAGCUUUCAAACACGCUGUAGUUGUCUUCACUCACGGUGACCAGCUUCCUGACAACAUGAAGAUUGAGGACUUUGUCGGUGGAAAUGAGCGUCUGUGUGGUCUCUUGGAGAAAUGUGGGAAACGCUGCCACGUUGUUGAUAACAAGUACUGGAAGAACAACCAGCAGGAUGAAUACAGAAACAACAAGGUCCAGGUGGCAAAGCUGCUCGAGUCAGUAAAACAAAUAGCGGCGAGUAGAGGGCGCUACACCAAUGAGACGCUGCGAGCAGUGAAGAAAGCAAUACAACAGGAGGAAGAGCGCAUUAGAACGUCAAAAAAAGGCAUGUCGCCAGAAUUUAUCACGCAGCAGGCAAAGAGCAAGGUCUCAGAUCAUCUCAAGAGAGCAGCUGUCAUCACUGUAGGAGUAUUGGGGGGAGGUCUACUGGGUACAGCAUUUAUGGUUAUAGCAGUUCUCGCAAAACUUAAGUGAAUGUAAGCAGGCGGAGGAGCCAGAGCAUCUGGUGUAGAUGCAGGAGUUGGUGCUGCUGUAGGUGCAGCAGUGGGAGGUUAUGUAGGGUAUCAAGAAGCUGAUAAAGCAGACUCAGUAGGGGAGGCAGUAAAGAACACAGCUAAGGCUGUCAUCAAGCCAGUUAUGGAAAUGCUAAAAAGCCCAAGACAACUGCAAAGUGAGAUGGAAAUGGUGCUUGAUUUAAAAAAUAAAAUAAAAUACAGAUUGCAAUUGAGCUUUGCACCACUCAGAUCAAUAUUCCCAUCUAGAGGAUUGUUGGGCUGCCAUGACGACACAUAGGUAUCAAGAUCAAGAAUUGUUUGUGAGGCUUUAAAUUGACGGCCUUUGUCUAUUUAUCAGCAUGUCUGUGUUCUUCUGGUGACUCUGUUCACCUAGAUGAUGUUUUUAGGAUCCUUCGAGGACUCUGUGGUUUAAUCAGAUCAUGUUGGCAUUUUCUGUUUUUCUACCUUCCUUGGCUACAUGUUUUUUUAUUAUUAUCCAAUCAUGAGUACGUGAAGGAAUACGC
Molecule: messenger RNA, 1387 nt
Organism: Stegastes partitus (bicolor damselfish)
Lineage: Eukaryota; Metazoa; Chordata; Actinopteri; Pomacentridae
Product: GTPase IMAP family member 7-like
Exons: 2
Coding region: 19-843 (274 amino acids)
Molecular function (GO): GTP binding
Source: RefSeq, a predicted model, not a curated record